Molecule: messenger RNA, 2380 nt
Organism: Ixodes scapularis (black-legged tick)
Lineage: Eukaryota; Metazoa; Arthropoda; Arachnida; Ixodida; Ixodidae
Product: ubiquitin-conjugating enzyme E2 R2
Exons: 5
Coding region: 292-1128 (278 amino acids)
Biological process (GO): protein polyubiquitination; ubiquitin-dependent protein catabolic process
Molecular function (GO): ubiquitin conjugating enzyme activity
Source: RefSeq, a predicted model, not a curated record
CCGCCGUCGCCGCGUGGCGGCGUGGCCGCGUGCGGAGGCUCAGCGCUCAUCAUCAUCACCGGCACGCGACUUCCGGUUUGUUCUGCAACUUCCUCUGACGUCAUUGGCGGCCAUCUUUGUUGGUGUUUUUUGACGCAGGGAGACGGCGAUUUCAUUGUUCAUACUGCGGAAACGAUUUUUGUGUCGGUGCUCAAACGCGAACACAGCAAGGGUGGUCCGUGUGUUCUUUUUUUUUUUUUUUACAAGUUCCCCGGCAGCUUGGCGGCACCUUUCCUCGGAAGCAGGCACGCCAUGGCUCAACAGCCGACAAGCAGCGCUCUACGUGCGCUGGGACUCGAAUUCAAGGGUUUGCAAGAGGAGCCCGUGGAAGGUUUCCGUGUGAAACUGGUAAACGAGGACAAUCUUUUCGAGUGGGAAGUGGCCAUCUUCGGACCGCCGGACACGCUAUACGAAGGCGGAUACUUCAAGGCCCACAUGAAGUUCCCCCCAGACUACCCCUACUCGCCACCCACCGUGCGCUUCCUCACCAAGGUGUGGCACCCCAACGUGUACGAGAAUGGAGACCUGUGCAUCUCCAUCCUGCACCCGCCCAUCGACGACCCUCAGAGCGGGGAGCUUCCCUGCGAGCGUUGGAACCCCACCCAGAACGUCAGGACAAUCCUGCUGAGCGUGAUCUCUCUGCUCAACGAGCCCAACACAUUUUCGCCGGCCAACGUGGACGCGUCAGUGAUGUACCGCCGCUGGAAGGACUCCAAGGGCAAGGACAAGGAGUAUGAGAACAUCAUACGAAAACAGGUGUCGGCGACACGUCUGGAGGCGGACCGCGACAAUGUGACGGUGCCGACAACCAUCGACGAGUACUGCGUCAAGCACCGGCAGAAAGUGGUGGACGAGUCGGCCACCUCGGCCGAGGCGGACAUGACGGACUUCUACGACGACGACUACGACGACGACGAGCUCGACGACGAGGAGGAAGAGGAAGAAGAGGACGAGGAGGAUGAAGGCCGCGGCACCGACGGUCAUCACCACCACCACCACCACAACCACAUCCACAACCGGAGCAGCAGCGGUGCCGAGGCGCCACAGUACCGCGCCGACGACGACGAUUCGGGCAACGGCGAGUCCUGAUCUCCGGCCCCCGCCCACCGCCCAACCGCGUCGCGUUACCGAGGCAUCGGGAACCAGGCGAAAGAUGGCCGCCACUCUUCUUUCGCCGCGCGCUCUCUUUCCGUCUCUUUGUUAGGGCUGCCGGCGACUCCGAGGCGAAGGUACCGAGAACCGGGCGAAAGACGGCGUGCGCCGCCCUUCUUUUGCCGCCACACUCUCUCUCUCUCUUCGUUGUGGCUCCCGGAGACCUCGCGCAUAAAUUGGCUGCUGCUGGCUCGCGCGGGCCGCCGCGUAGCCCGUCCAAAAGUUGGCGCGUCGAUCCCCGAGAGUUUUGCGUCUGUUCCACCCCGUGGACCUGGUUGAUUUUUUUUCUUUUAGGUUUGCGUUGGUUUUUUUUUUUUUUUCAGCCGUAGUGGCAGUGUGAGUCGAUUUUACCUCUUUUUUGUUGUUUCUAGGCUUGUAACAGCUCUGUCGGUACUUCGCCGUUGGGUGGCUUUUUUGCCAUUGUUUUUAGAGUUGGUUUUGUUUGGUGCUUUCGAAUGUGUCUUUUUUUGUUUACAGGGAGAGCUGGGGGAGGGGGGAUGCCUUUCUUGCUCUUUUGAAAAGGCUACGACUAGUUCUCUUCGUGGUGGCUUCUCGUGAAAAGUGUUUUUUUAGGCCUAGGACAUGGCUACGUCGUGCGUCUGCCCGGAGAUUGUUACCUCCGGUCGAUCAACCGCCGUCUCUGGGACAUUGAUGGGGGCGCGUUUCUAGGAGGCUGAUCUUGAGCAGUUUGCAGAGUUGCUCUUUGGUGUUUUCUUGUAUCCAGCCGAGCGGCGGCUCUUUCGGGUAUGUCUGAGGCCCCAGAGUCUGUGAAAACUGCCCUCUCUGGGAACUGCUCGCUCCGAUAGCGGCUUCUUGAAGUGACUGCGUUAAACGCACUUCGUUUGUCAGGUCUAGUUGCCAGGAUCUCUCGUUUUCUCGUUCUCAAAGCGGCCGCGGCUUCAUUUUUUUUUUUCCCCGUUAAUUUAAGAGAACUAUUUAUAAACUUUGCGUGAUGUGCCCGAGACGCUCGGCAGUUGCUCUUGCUUUCUUCUUUUUUUUAUUGCCGGAGUGUUCUUUUUACUUAGCCGUCGGUUUGUGCAAAUGUCUCUUGUAUGGUUUCUUGCAUGGCGAAUCAACGAGAAUGUUGUAAAAAUGGGUGUGUGUAUCUGGCUACAAACUUCGAUGCUUCUACGGGAAGAAUGCAGGAUGGCAGUGACUUACGACAAUAAACUGGUUGAAGAAUGCGUAA